Mytilus trossulus (common blue mussel) is the source of this 1559-nucleotide messenger RNA. RefSeq names its product FMRFamide receptor-like. The transcript has 3 exons. Gene Ontology annotation, biological process: G protein-coupled receptor signaling pathway. Gene Ontology annotation, cellular component: membrane. The record is from RefSeq and is a predicted model, not a curated record. NCBI's taxonomy places the organism in Eukaryota, Metazoa, Mollusca, Bivalvia, Mytilida, Mytilidae. Gene Ontology annotation, molecular function: G protein-coupled receptor activity. Bases 128 to 1399 code for a protein of 423 amino acids.
UAAUUAAUUAGUGUAAGAUAUGACAGUUGGGAUAUUGAUGUAAAUACAGAAAGCAAUAGAUGGUAUACUAUCCAAUAAGUUUAUGGUGAAAGGAUGAGCUGACACCAUCAGGGAUAGUCUAAGGAAAAUGACUAAUCUAACAGAUUUAUUGUUGAAGUAUAUCACAUCGCCGGAGGAAGCAGCCUACGUACUGGAUUUUCUAAAAGAGCAGAACUAUUCGGUUGAAAAUCAAAAUGAUCUUAUCAGUCUUAUCAAAAAUCUGCAUUAUAACGAAUCGAACACACCUUCAGGUGAAUUGGAUGCAACUGUCGACAUGUUGAAACUGUACAUAUCACCACUGUUACUUGUUCUAGGAACCAUUGGUAAUAUACUUGCUUUCGUCGUCUUGGUGAAAAAUUCACAUAAAGUGUCAACGUACCAUUAUCUAUACGUGCUAGCUGUAAUGGAUAUACUCUUGUUGAUGACUAACUUAUUACAAGUUUGGAUUAAGCAGUUGACUGGGAUAUUGAUUCAAAACGAGGCUGAUUGGUUGUGCAAAUUGUUCGUGUUCGUCGGAUUUUUCAGUAGUGAUGCAAGCGUUUGGUUGAUAAUUGCCGUCACUGUUGAACGCUGGAUUGCCGUCCAGAUGCCUUUAAAGACGUCUAUGAUAUGUACACCUAGACGAACAAAAUUGUCGGUAAUUCUUGUGCUGGCAGUUAUAGCCUCGUUAAAUUCACACUUCUUGUGGUCAGUUGGUAUACAAGCAACCAACGGUACAGGUACAUCUAUAAAAUAUGAAUGCGCACCUUCACCGGCAUAUGCAACGCUUAUCAACACUGUGUGGCCCUGGGUUGAUGCUAUUAUCUAUUCUUUUUUACCUUUUGUGAUCAUAAGUGCUGUUAAUUUUAUGAUUAUCAAUACAGUUUGUAAAGCAAGGCGUCGGCGAGAAACACUGUUAUUAUCGUCGAAACAAAAGAAAAUAGAAACUCGAAGAGCUAAUAGUAAACUUACAUUAAUGCUGUUAUCACUAUCGUUUUCCUUCCUGUUUUUAACAUUGCCAAUGAACAUAAUGAUGAUAGCUGUAGUAUUCUGGAAUAAAGAAAACCACUCAUCAGAAGAAAACUGGACAUUUUCAUUAAUAAGAACUAUAACAGAAUUACUCAUGUAUACCAAUCAUACUGUAAAUUUUAUGUUGUAUUUCGUAACCGGACAAAGGUUCAGACAACAGUUUGUUAAAAUUUUCAUUCCAUGCAACACCUCGUGGUCUACUGCAAAUGAAAACGAAAGAACUCAACACAAUACACACCACAUGAAACGUGUGUCUUCGUGGAACAGUGACAAGAACGAUAAAGACGAUAUUGCCAAACCAAGUUUUAUACGCUCAAACAAUAUGAAACAUCGUCACGGACAGUAUGUUUAGAACACCAGUUGAAAGUGCAGAUUGAAUAAUCUUUCAGUUUUAAUUUCAAACUUGUAUCUUAAAUGAACACAAAGAAUAAUAUGGGAUAUUCGUGUAAUGGAUAGCAUUGUCUAUAACUUAAACAAAAUAAAUUUACAAUAGUAAUAUAUUACUAAACGUU